AUGGCGCCCACCCUGGCCACGGCCCACCGGCGCCGCUGGUGGAUGGCCUGCACCGCCGUGGUGGAAAACCUCCUCUUCUCCGCCGUCCUCCUGGGUUGGGGGUCCCUGCUCAUCAUGCUCAAGUCGGAAGGCUUCUACUCCUACCUCUGUACCGAGCCAGAGAACAUCAGCAGCAACUCCUCUGAUGGGGCAGAAAGCGAGCAAGAAGCGGUGACCCGGGUGAAAGGCUGGCUGUCAUGCCAGGCCCAGGAUGAGAUGCUGAACUUGGCCUUCACCGUGGGCUCCUUCCUGCUCAGCGCCAUCACUCUGCCCUUGGGGAUCGUCAUGGACAAAUAUGGUCCCCGCAAGCUGCGUCUGCUCGGCAGUGCCUGCUUUGCUGCUUCCUGCCUCAUGAUUGCCCAUGGAGCCAGUAACCCAAACUCCUUGUCCGUGUUGAUCUUCAUCUCCCUGUCUCUCAAUGGCUUUGGCGGGAUGUGUAUGACCUUCACCUCGUUAACACUACCCAACAUGUUUGGUGACCUUCGCUCAACAUUUAUUGCCUUGAUGAUUGGCUCUUACGCCUCUUCAGCUGUUACUUUUCCGGGAAUCAAGGUCAUCUACGACUACAAUGUCUCAUUCAUCCUCAUCCUGACCGUCUGGGCCUGUUUUGCUGGGCUAGUUUUCUUGAACUGCUUCUUCAACUGGCCCCUGGAGCCCUUCCCGGGACCAGAGGACAUGGACUACUCGGUGAAAAUCAAGUUCAGCUGGCUGGGGUUUGACCACAAGAUCACCGGGAAGCAGUUUUACAAGCAGGUGACCACAGUGGGACGGCGCCUGAGUGUGGGGAACUCUAUGAAAAAUCCCAAGGAGCAUUCGGCCCUACAGGAGGGCAACAAGCUUUGCUUGUCAACAGUUGACCUGGAAGUGAAAUGUCAGCCAGACAAUUCAGCCACCCCCUCGUUCAUGCACAGUGUGUUCAGCCCGAUUCUCCUGCUCAGCCUCGUCACCAUGUGUGUCACGCAGCUGCGUCUCAUCUUCUACAUGGGAGCCAUGAACAACAUCCUGAAGUUCCUGUCGGACGGAGACCAGGAUGCAGUGAUGGCUACAGUGGGUCUGUACACCUCCAUCUUCGGCGUCCUGCAGCUACUCUGCCUGCUGACGGCGCCCGUCAUCGGCUACAUUAUGGACUGGAGGCUGAAGGAGUGCGAAGACAGCUCGGAGGAGCCCGAGGAGAGAGAUGCCAACCCAGGAGAAAAGAAGAAGAAACGUGACCGACAGAUCCAAAAAGUCUCCAACGCCACAAGAGCUUUUGUGUUUACCAACCUGCUAUUAGUAGGAUUUGGAAUUACCUGCGUCAUUCAUAAUCUGCCUCUGCAGAUCCUCUCCUUCAUUCUGCACACAGUCGUGAGAGGAUUUAUCCACUCCGCCAUCGGGGGUCUCUAUGCUGCUGUAUAUCCCUCAACCCAGUUUGGCAGCUUAACGGGCCUGCAGUCUCUGGUCAGCGCACUCUUUGCUCUCCUUCAGCAGCCGUUGUUCGUGGCAAUGAUGGGACCUCUCCAAGGGGACCCCUUUUGGGUGAACAUCGGGCUCCUCGGCGUCAGCAUGCUGGGAUUUUGCCUGCCCGUCUACCUGAUCUGGUACAAAAGGCAGCUGGAGAAAAAGCUGGAACAGAAGCGAGAGGAUGACAAGCUCUUCCUCAAGAUCAACGGCACGCCCAACCAGGAGGCCUUCGUGUAGAGCUUCGGAGCCACCGUUUGACGCACAAGGCCGUCCCUCGCCACCUGUUCCUCUUCCACUCCCACAGCGGAUGACUCCGGCCCCUCUCGGGGCCAGCGUGGCCCGGCCUCUUCCCACACCAAAUGAUCCCAGAGGAAAUCUGCCCCCUCCCCGAUCCCUGUGAUCACAUCCCCUCAACCUCCAACCCUGUCUCUUUUCCCCCUCGAGUUUUCUUCUGUCGUGGAAACCACUACAGCCCAUCUGCAACUCAAAUGGUGGUUCUCUGGCCGGGCCCUGGGCCCCGGGGAGGAGCCUCUGCCUCUGAGGGGAGGUGAAGGGGACCCAGGACGGAUGCUUUCUUCUGCCACAGGAGAAUGGGGUUGGGGCAACCACCCUCCCUCUAAGCAGGCCCUUCCCCAAGAGGCUGAGGGGAGGGACCUUCACCUCCGCCCGCCUCACUGACCACGAGGAGAAUGGAGUCUGGUCCCCCCAGCUGGCGAGUUUCUGGGCUCUGCCUCUGGCCAAAACGAGGAGCCGGAGCCCAGCCACUGCAGGCUCCCCACUUUCUGCCGCAGGAGGCUUCCCUGUGGGACCCAGACUGCGGUUACCCGGGAAGAGCCGCGAGGCUUGGGCAUCCUCCACUUACUCCCCACCCACUCCGUGGGGGAGCGCACCUCUGAGGAGAGGUUCUCUGAAAAAAGAAGGAACAAUGAAGGGGCCCAGAAUCCCACCCCUUCCCGUUGCUGGUGCUAAAGCCUCUUGGUCUCACUCAGAUCCCCAAGCAACUGCUCUCUCUGUCUCCUGGCUGCCCCCUGCACAUGGGACCUUGUGGGGUAGGGGGACUGUUCUGAAGCCCCAAGCUUACGAGACCCUGCAAUCCGCACAUCUCCCGCAUCCCACCGCAUCUCACCGGCCUGGCUGGAGGUGGGCGGCCUCUCUCCGCGCCAGAUGAAGCAUGAGCCUGAAAUGGGGUUCCCGGUCCGGGGCUGGGCCCCUAAGACCUGCAGAAGGUCAGCCUGAGAGGAUGCCUUUGAGGGGAAGGGGGCUGGAAGCACCCCUUCCCCUUAGAAUCCGGGGCCCAGAAAGGAGGCCUGCCCCAGUCCCGCUCAGCAGAUGGAGGGAAGGGAACAGGGCUGGCCUCACAUUUACACAACUGGGCUCCAGGGGAGAAAAUGUGUGGUGAGUGUGUGCUUGGGGGGGGCGGGGUGUGUGUGUCAGUGUGUGUGUGUGUGUGUGUGAUCUUGAGGAACAGGCUCUGCCCCCCGCUACUACUGGAGCCCCAGAGGCACCUCACUGCCUGCCUUGCACCUGAAAAGCUUUGUGGGGACCAGGGGCAACCCCCUAAUGUUGCACCCCUGAAAGUGUCCGUGGACGUUUACAUGCCAGAGGCCUGGUCUCUGAAGGUCUGGCCCACCCGCCCAUCCACCGUGCCACCACCCGCAAGGGGUGUCCCUUCCUUGGGUCCUGUUCUGGUGACACCUCCUCCCCCUCCUUGCAUUUGUUCUCCGGGCUCAAUGGCACGAACCCCGCAGCUCCUCUGUAACGGACCUUUGUUUCCCGGGCCCUCCCAAGAGCCCUGGGAAAGUUUUGGGGUACUUGGUUUUUGUCUCUCGUUCUCUCAGACUCCUAUUUUGUAAAGCAAUAAAUUUGUCCUCCUCGUGGUCCA
Tachyglossus aculeatus (Australian echidna) is the source of this 3361-nucleotide messenger RNA. It is a transcript of the gene SLC43A2, whose product is annotated as solute carrier family 43 member 2. Lineage: Eukaryota; Metazoa; Chordata; Mammalia; Monotremata; Tachyglossidae. The coding region runs from base 1 to 1716 and encodes 571 amino acids. The record is from RefSeq and is a predicted model, not a curated record. Gene Ontology annotation, biological process: neutral amino acid transport; transmembrane transport. The transcript is spliced from 14 exons. Gene Ontology annotation, molecular function: L-amino acid transmembrane transporter activity; neutral L-amino acid transmembrane transporter activity.